AUGAACGAAACCUUUCUCUACAACAAUACAGCCUUCUCUUCAUGUCCCAGUUGGUUUCCUUAUCACCUCGUCGACCCAUCCACUCUAUCUAAUAACAAUACACUCGAUAUGGAAUGUCCUGAUACAAUUCUCGUUCCAAUAACAAGUGGAAUUUUAUAUGGAUCUUAUUUAAUAUUAUUUUUAAUUUGUUUAAUUUUUCUAAUUUGGAAGAGGAAGGCAUCUACUAUCAAGGCCAGAUCGCCCGUCAUUUUAUCUUUUGGAUUAGUUGCAAAUUUUACCUUAGUUUCCCUAGCAUUAAUUCGGUGCAUUGUUGGAAAAACUGAUUUUCCAUGUUUUUUAUUUUCGAUAUUUUACUUUAUUUUAGGACCGUGUUUUGUGGUGCCGUCAAUUAUUAGAGGAAUUGAACUGAUUAUUCAAUAUAAGGUCAAUUUAUUGAGAGCUAAGAGUAUUUCUAGAUGUAAUCUUUCGAAUAAUUAUUCGACACAGGUGCAGGAUGUUAAGAGUGAUGUUGUGAGUGAGAAGACUGAAACUCAAUCAGAAUGUGGAACUUCAUAUAAGGAAACUAGAUCAGUACGAGUAUUGACAACUUUGAAUAGAAUACUGCAGAGUGCUAUAUUUCAUUUGUGUUUUACUUUAUUCUUGUUGAUAUUUCAUUUGGGCAUUUGGUUAUGUUCUGGGUUGAUUGAAGAUGGUUUCUAUUCGAAACACAGAUUUUUCAUGACUAAUGCCAGUAUUUUGAGUGUUGGAGGAUGUUAUUCAUCUACUGGAAGUUCGAUUGCCAUGGCUGUGUUUGUUGGAUUAUAUUUUAUCAUUGACUUGAUAAUUAAUAUUAUAUGUUUGACAAUUGACAAUGACACAUUCAACAUCAAGAUUGGAAAUCUAGGCAUGACAGUAGUAAGAAUACUAUGUGGUAUAUUUUACCUUGUAUUUUCACAAGUUCCAGUUUUAAGAUCUACUGGCAGAAUCAUUCCUUCUAUUUAUGUAUUUAUCCUAAACUGUAUUGUUGAACUAAUUGUCACAAUUCUCAUUCCAUCCAUUAAAGAUUGUAUAGAUAAGAUGAAAUACCAAUCAAAAUACAACCAAUCAGAAAUUGAAUGUGUUUUAAAUGACCAAAAACUUUUCAAUAUUUUAAUUGAUUUUUCAAGAAGAAGUUACAGCCCUGAAAGUGUUUUAUUUUACAAAGAUAUUCAACAUUACAAACAAUUGGUGGCAAAGCUUGAAAUGAUGGAAAAUGGAGCUUUUCAACAUGUUGAGUCAAUUAAGAAUUUACGUGUGAAAAUUACACGUUUCGUUCAGAAUAUUGUUCAUGUUUAUUUAUGUGAAGGAAGUGUUAAUGAAUUGAAUAUUCCUAAUUUGAAAAUGAAGAAAUUGGAAUUGACCAACAAGAUUGCUGCAUGUAUAGAAUUUGAAUCUAAUAGAUUUACCAGGGAUUUAUUCGAUUCAAUCUUGGUAGAAUCAAUGCUCACUCUGAUGGAAGUGUAUCAUCGAUUGAAACAACAAAACCCCACCAUACGACAAUUCUCCCUACAUUGGAAAAAUGAUCAAGACAAGCUCAACAAUUCACUGUAA
Messenger RNA from Naegleria gruberi, 1569 nucleotides. RefSeq lists its product as uncharacterized. The record is from RefSeq and is a predicted model, not a curated record. The coding region runs from base 1 to 1569 and encodes 522 amino acids. NCBI's taxonomy places the organism in Eukaryota, Heterolobosea, Eutetramitea, Acrasida, Naegleriidae. The transcript has a single exon.